AUGCACGCUGUGACCCCCGUCGCCACGGCGAACGCUGCCGACCUCGUCCCGUCCGUCGAGGCGUACCUCGAGGCGAACGGUCUGAGCGCCACCCUCAAGGCGCUCAAGUCCGAGGCGAGCGCCAAGAAGAUGACGCCGUCCAAGUCGGCCAUCAAGACUGACCUCGUGGAGAUGGCCAACGUGUACAUGGAGGCCAGGGGAAUCAAGCGCAAGCUCGCCGCAUCCGACUCCGAGUCGGACAGCGACAGCGACAGCGACAGCGACUCCGGCGACGAGCCAGCGGCCAAGAAGGCCAAGACCGCCCCGGCGUCUUCCGACUCGUCCUCCGACUCCGACUCGUCCUCCUCGGACUCCGACUCGGACAGCGGCGAAAAGAAGGAGGACGAGAACAAGGAACCCGCCAAGCCCGCCAAGUCCGAGUCCUCCUCCGCCACCUCCUCCGACUCCGACUCCAGCGACAGCGACUCGGACUCCGAUUCCGACUCCAAGCCGCCCGCGGAGGAGGAGAAAAAGGAUGAGCCCGUCGCCGCCGUCAAGGCUGACUCCUCCUCCUCUUCCGACUCCGACUCGUCUUCGUCGGAUUCCGACAGCGAUUCGGACUCCGGCGAGAAGAAGGAGGAGGAGAAGGCUGAGGUGAAGAAGGCUGACUCCAGCGAUUCCGACAGCAGCGACUCGGACUCCUCCUCUUCCGACUCCGACUCUGACGAGAAGGAGGAGGAGAAGAAGGACGAGCCCAAGGCUGAGGUCAAGGCUGACUCCUCCUCGUCCUCCUCGUCCUCCUCGUCCUCCUCUGACUCUGACUCUGACUCGGACUCGGACGAGAAGGAGGAGGAGAAGAAGGAGGAGAAGGCUGAGGUGAAGAAGGCUGACUCCAGCGACUCUGACAGCAGCUCCUCCGAUUCCGAUUCCGACUCGGACUCUGACUCGGACUCGGGCGAAAAGAAGGAGGAGGAGAAGGCCGAGGUGAAGAAGGCUGACUCCUCUUCAUCCUCCUCCUCUUCCGACUCCGACUCCGACUCCGAUUCCGAUUCCGACGAGAAGGAGGAGGAGAAGAAGGACGACGAGCCCAAGGCUGAGGUCAAGGCUGACUCCUCCUCUUCCUCGUCCUCCUCUGACUCUGACUCUGACUCUGACUCUGACUCGGACUCCAAGCCCGCGGCUAAGACCAUGGAGGACAAGAAGGAUGACUCCUCCUCUUCCGACUCCGACUCCGACUCCUCCUCUUCCGAUUCCGAAUCCGAGGAGAAGAAGGAGGAGGAGAAGGCUGAGGUGAAGGCUGAUUCCUCAUCCUCCUCGGACUCCGACUCUUCCAGCUCGGAUUCCGAUUCCGACUCGGACGAGAAGGAAGAGGAGAAGAAGGACGACGACAAGAUGGACGUCGAGGAUGCCAAAGCCGACUCCUCGUCCUCGUCCUCGUCCUCGUCCUCGUCCGAUUCCGACGACGACUCGGACUCUGAGACAGAGCCCGUGAAGAUGGACGCGGACGCCGCCGUCGCCAAGCCCGAGUCCUCGAGCUCGGACUCCGACUCCGACUCGGGUUCCGACAGCGACAGCGACAGCGACUCGAAACCCACGGCGAUGGACGUCGACGAGAAGCAGGAGGAGGCAAAGGCGGCCGCCUCCUCCGACUCAGACUCCUCCGAUUCCGACUCGGAUUCCGACUCUAGCGAUUCCGACUCUGGUGAGAAAGAUGACGCCCCCGCCGUGAAGCCGGCCGAGGCGAAGGCUGAUUCCUCCUCCUCCUCUUCGUCCUCCUCCGACUCAGGCUCGGACUCUGACUCAGAUUCCGACUCCGAUUCGCAGGAUAAGAAGGAGAACGCGGCGCCCAAGACGGAGGUGAAGGCGCCGGCUCCCAAGGAGGUUGACGUCGCCGAGGCUCCCGCCACCGACGGACCGGCGACCAGAACCCGCUCGCAGAACAAGCCGUUCCAGCGCGUCAACGCGGAGGAGUGGAUGGGUAAGAAGGGCAGCUGGGACAUGAGCUACGAGGCGACGUUCGGGGAGGGCGGCGUCGGGUGGAAGGCGCAGGCGGUGCUCGGGCAGGUGAAGGGCGACAGGUUUAGGCACGAGAAGAACAAGCGCAAGCGAAGCACCUACAGGGGAGGGCUCAUCGACGACAACAAGGUCAACUCCAUCAAGUUUAAUUACUCCGACGAUGAGAACUGA
This is a messenger RNA of Micromonas commoda, 2166 nucleotides long. RefSeq lists its product with no specific name. Gene Ontology annotation, molecular function: protein binding. The record is from RefSeq and is a predicted model, not a curated record. The transcript has 3 exons. The coding region runs from base 1 to 2166 and encodes 721 amino acids. Gene Ontology annotation, cellular component: nucleoplasm; nucleolus. NCBI's taxonomy places the organism in Eukaryota, Viridiplantae, Chlorophyta, Mamiellophyceae, Mamiellales, Mamiellaceae.